CGAUCCAUUUCAAACAAAUUCAAAAAGGCAAGGAAUUUACUUCACUAGGUAAAACAAGUUGAAUUCCUUGCAGGCCGAGAAGUUUAGUGUUCCAAUUCCACCUUUUGAUAUUUUAGAGAAAUCAAAAGGCCACAGAAGGAAAAUAAAUCUUAGCUAUGAAAAUCUCAUGGCCAUACAUGGAUGCAUAGCGGGCCCAAAUGAGGGCAUAGCCUAAGAUCACACCAUAAUCUUUCGAAAGGCGUUUCUUCUCUUCCUUUCUGCUCAAAACCCACAACAUUACUCAGAUUUGGCGAAGCUCUCAAAGUAAAGCUCAACAGAGGAAGACAAGGGUUUCAGUAAAGAUUUCAGGUAUAUGGUUGUGGAAGAAACUUUGGCAGAAUUCAUGAUGUCUAGAACUGAUAGGUUUAUUUUUCUUUGAUGUUUGGCCUGUGGGAGAUAUACUUCUAAAGAAUGUCGAAUCAAAGGGUGGAUAGCUUUUGGGGCCCAGUAACAUCCACCACAGAAUGGUGUGAGAAGAACUAUGCUGUUUCAUCAUAUAUUGCUGAAUUUUACAACACUAUAUCCAACAUUCCAGGCAUUAUUCUGGCAUUUAUUGGUCUUAUCAACUCCUUAAGGCAAAGGUUUGAAAAGAGAUUCAGUAUCCUCCAUUUAUCCAAUAUGGCGCUUGCCAUUGGCAGCAUGCUUUUUCAUGCCACAUUGCAACAUGUUCAGCAACAGAGCGAUGAAACUCCAAUGGUUUGGGAAAUGCUCUUGUACAUAUAUGUUCUCUAUUCUCCUGAUUGGCAUUAUACCUACACAAUGCCAAUGUUUCUCUUCCUUUAUGGUGCUGCUUUUGCUGUUCUUCAUUCUGUGUUCCUAUUUGAUAUAGGGUUUAAGAUACAUUAUAUAUGUUUGGCUCUGCUAUGUCUUCCUCGUAUGUACAAGUACUAUAUUCACACGACGGAACGCCCUGCUAAGCGUUUGGCCCACAUGUACAUCUUGACAAUGAUUUUAGGUGGGAUAUUCUGGUUGUUGGACCGGACCUUUUGUGACACAUUCUCUUCCUGGUACAUCAAUCCUCAGGGCCAUGCAUUGUGGCACAUUUUUAUAGGUUUCAAUGCCUAUUUUGCAAAUGCAUUUUUGCAGUUUUGCCGGGCCCAACAACUUAAGUGGAAUCCAGAAAUUCGGUAUGUCUGGGGACUUCCUUAUGUGAAAAUUUUUAAAGUAAAAAAAGAGUGACAGAACUUGGAUUCUUGUCAGUCAAAUAUUUUCUAUAUUCCAUGAUGUUAUAAAUGUCCAUUUGACAUUUCUGGUGGUUAAGUCAAGAAGAUGAAACAGUGGAUUCAUUUUUAUCGAAGGAAGAAAUUUUGAAUUGUAAUGGUUAUUACAAUUUUUUUGCAUAACUUGUUUAUGCUAUUUUUUGGCUCCUGGUUUUGAACUUGUCUCUCCGUUAUAUUUUUUAUAAUGUAAGCCUAGGAUUGAUAUAUUUUUGGUGGGUCAAUGUUACUUUCCCUUAAAGGGAAAAGGUGUUGGUCUUUUA
This is a messenger RNA of Cryptomeria japonica (Japanese cedar), 1519 nucleotides long. Its product is annotated as alkaline ceramidase. Gene Ontology annotation, molecular function: hydrolase activity, acting on carbon-nitrogen (but not peptide) bonds, in linear amides. Gene Ontology annotation, cellular component: membrane. The coding region runs from base 451 to 1218 and encodes 255 amino acids. The transcript is spliced from 3 exons. The record is from RefSeq and is a predicted model, not a curated record. Gene Ontology annotation, biological process: ceramide metabolic process; autophagy; defense response to other organism. Lineage: Eukaryota; Viridiplantae; Streptophyta; Pinopsida; Cupressales; Cupressaceae.